Molecule: messenger RNA, 2389 nt
Organism: Sebastes umbrosus (honeycomb rockfish)
Lineage: Eukaryota; Metazoa; Chordata; Actinopteri; Perciformes; Sebastidae
Gene: sdf2l1
Product: stromal cell-derived factor 2-like 1
Exons: 3
Coding region: 22-711 (229 amino acids)
Source: RefSeq, a predicted model, not a curated record
AGUAAGGUUUCCAGUGACUGAAUGAGCUGUUCCUGUCAGAAGAGAACAGACACAAAGAUGGAGCUAACUCACGCUGUCCACGUUUUAAUCAGAUCCCUGCUGUUUGUGCUGCUGUGGUCGAACAGUGAAGGAAGAGAGUCUGAGCUCAACCAGGUGACCUGCGGCUCGCUGCUCAAACUGCUCAACACCAGACACAACGUCCGCCUGCACUCACACGAUGUCAAAUACGGCUCAGGCAGUGGACAACAGUCUGUGACUGGAGUGGAGAAUGCAGAUGAUGCCAACAGUUAUUGGCAGAUACGUGGGAAGCCCAACCGUCCGUGUCAGCGCGGUGAAGCCAUCAAGUGUGGUCAGACCAUCCGCAUCACACAUAUGAAGACCGGUCGAAACCUCCACACACACCACUUCAGCUCACCGCUGUCUAAUAACCAGGAGGUCAGCGCCUUCGGAGAGAACGGCGAGGGCGACGACCUGGAUACGUGGAUGGUGCAGUGUGACGGCGUCCACUGGGAGCGCGAUGAAGCCGUGCGCUUCAAACACGUGGGUACCGAUGUCUUCCUGAGCGUGACGGGCGAGCAAUACGGCCACCCCAUCCGCGGCCAGCGUGAGGUGCACGGCAUGAGCGCUCCCAACCAGCACAACUGGUGGCUCUCCAUGGAGGGCGUCUUCCUCCAGCCCAGCCAGGUGCCACUGCGCCACGAUGAGCUAUGACAUCAUCACUGGGAGACACAAAGCGUGUGAAUUCCUGUUCAAGUGGAGGUUUUCUAGCUCUCCUGGACCAAAUGCCAUCAUGUGUGAAUGAUGUAGAAUAUUACACUGACUCAUCUCUGUACAUGUGAAGCACUCAGGGUUGUCUGAGACGGGGGGGGGGGGGGUGUAAUGUUACUGUAGUUUUCAUGACGGUUGGAUUAAGAUCAAUUAUGCUAUAUGUAGGGGAGCCAUAUGGUAUAGAGAAUUUCAUAAAGGAGAAAAUACUUGUGUGAAAAAUCGAGGCUGGAUUACCAACUAGGCAUAACAACUAUCGCGGGCCCCCCCCCAGGGGCCCUGAAAGACCCAAAUUCACUGACAUUUGAUUAAGUUUGUCACGAUUAGUCAAUUAACACAAACUCAAUCCACACACAAGCCAAUCCAAAUACUGAUGAGUUACGUGACUUUUAGUUGUUUAUUAGUUCUGUUGGCUCACAGUUUAGACCAAAUCAAUGAUCAGUCAACAGCUAUAGCAUGGGCUCAAUGAAAGACACCAUCAAUUAGCAGAUUCAAUAUUAGAUCAUUUUGCUACAUUCCAAAUAUAUUACAUAAUAUGAUAAUGCUUUACUUUACAGCUCUGUAAUUUACCCAUAAUUUCAAAGAAGUUCCCCAGAAAGAACUCUAUAAUUACAGGAAAUGUAAUUAUAGUGUUCAGUUGCUAAUAACAUAUUUUCAAUUAACUUGUGUAGCCUAUGGAAACUAUUUUAGUCAAAGCACAACAGGUCAGCUGGACAUGCAAAAAUUUGAUUUUUUUUUCUUAUCAAUUAAUUAAAGCAAAAUUAAUCAGCAACUAUUUGGAUAGUGUAGUAAUCCUUUAACUCACUUUUCAAGCAAAAAUCUCAUUCUCUGGUGUAGAUAAACCAACAACAGGGAGGGACCUAGUUUGACCAUCAGCACAUCAGAUGCUUUACAUGUUCUUUUUUAGUUGAGAUGGUAAACCAUAUUCAAACCAUAUUUGAGUAGAAUUAGUGCCCAGAUAUGGAUUUUUAAGAUCUUACCAAGCCUGAUGCGAGUUAUUUAAACCCAGAGUGUACCAGUCAGAGACAAGUAGAUCCCUCGGAUUCAUCACCGUUCAACGGCCUCCACAACAAACACAAUCGUGUUCAUUAUGGUAACAUGAUAUAUUCUCCCUCUUUAGCAAUUUAAUUGUUUGGUUUUUCAACCUCUGCUCUGUACACUCCCCCUUGUGUGACACUUUUAUUUAUGUCAUGAAUUUCUAUUUGAAGAGAAGAGAAGUCCAUACCUUCUGAAAUUUGUAAUUUUUGCUGCUUUCUUUCUCUCUUUCCAUCGCUGUAUGUUGGGUCAUUUUCAAAAAGAAUAGGCAGGUCAAUUAUUAUUCACAAGUUUUUUAAUAGAUGGAAAAAUAUAUCUGAAGUCACAGCAAAGGUUUCUGUGAUCCCUUGAUAAUGCAACACACAACAACCUCUGAAUUCACUGAAAUCAGUCAACCCUGCGUUCAGUUCAGAGGACCCAGGACGCCGGAGAAGCAUAUGGAAAUGCACAAGAACAUGACGUCUGUCUUACAGCUACACAAAAUGAGAAAAUAAAAAAAAGAAUGUUGGUUGUUUGGAUCCAAUAAUGGAAUGACUAUGUGUUAAUGACUGUUGUUUUCUGAUUUUGCAUAAAAUAGCUGGCUUCAUGA